Molecule: messenger RNA, 779 nt
Organism: Drosophila willistoni
Lineage: Eukaryota; Metazoa; Arthropoda; Insecta; Diptera; Drosophilidae
Gene: RpL18
Product: 60S ribosomal protein L18
Exons: 3
Coding region: 52-618 (188 amino acids)
Biological process (GO): translation
Cellular component (GO): ribosome; cytosolic large ribosomal subunit
Molecular function (GO): structural constituent of ribosome; RNA binding
Source: RefSeq, a predicted model, not a curated record
CUUAGAUUGUACGGUCACACUGCUUCAUCUCUUUCUUUUUCCGGUCGCGAAAUGGGUAUUGAUAUCAACCACAAGUACGAUCGUAAGGUUCGCAGAACCGAACCCAAAUCUCAGGAUGUUUACCUGCGUCUGCUGGUCAAGCUUUACCGCUUCCUGCAGCGUCGUACCAACAAGAAGUUCAACCGCAUCAUCCUGAAGCGUUUGUUUAUGAGCAAAAUCAAUCGCCCACCACUAUCUCUGCAGCGUGUCGCUCGUUUCUUCAAGGCUGCCAAACAGCCUGAAUCUACCGUGGUUGUUGUGGGUACAGUGACCGAUGAUGCCCGCUUGUUGGUGGUCCCCAAGCUGACUGUUUGCGCUCUGCAUGUUACCCAAACCGCUCGCGAGCGUAUCUUGAAGGCUGGCGGUGAAGUCCUGACAUUCGAUCAGUUGGCUCUUCGCGCACCAACCGGAAAGAAUACAUUGCUGUUGCAGGGCCGUCGUACCGCCCGCACUGCCAACAAGCACUUCGGCAAGGCUCCCGGUGUACCCCAUUCGCACACUCGCCCCUAUGUCCGCUCCAAGGGACGUAAAUUCGAACGUGCUCGUGGUCGUCGCUCCAGCUGUGGCUACAAGAAGUAAGCAGCAACAGCAAAAGAAUGAUUGGAGGAGCAGCGUUUACGUCGUCGUCACUUUUUGGUUAUAACAGAUAUUGAUUUGUCAGAGAUCGAAGGAUAUAAAUUCGCCAUGGCGACGUACUUCGUCAUCGGCAAUAAAGAAUUUUUGUUCCAAAUGGUAAAAAA